This is a messenger RNA of Vitis riparia (riverbank grape), 749 nucleotides long. RefSeq names its product trafficking protein particle complex subunit 2-like protein. Lineage: Eukaryota; Viridiplantae; Streptophyta; Magnoliopsida; Vitales; Vitaceae. The transcript has 4 exons. Gene Ontology annotation, biological process: endoplasmic reticulum to Golgi vesicle-mediated transport. The coding region runs from base 31 to 462 and encodes 143 amino acids. Gene Ontology annotation, cellular component: TRAPP complex; cytoplasm; nucleus. The record is from RefSeq and is a predicted model, not a curated record.
GGCCCUGUUGCAGCUCCGUGGAGAGAGAAGAUGAUCGUGUGCGUCGCGGUGGUCGGACACCAGAACAACCCUCUCUACAUCCAGAGCUUCACCGAGGCCGAUGAUGCCCUCAAGCUUCACCACAUCGUCCACUGCUCCUUGGACGUCGUUGACGAGCGAGUGAACAAUCCGAAAAAAUCUGGACCAACCCUGAAUGAAACAUUUCUUGGUCUGCUUUAUCCAACCGAAAAUUACAAAGUAUAUGGUUAUUUGACUAAUACAAAGGUGAAGUUUAUCUUGGUUACAACAGAUUUAGAUGUCAGGGAUGCAGAUGUCAGAAAUUUCUUCAGGAGGUUCCACUCUGCAUACGUGGAUGCGGUUUCAAAUCCAUUCCAUGUUCCAGGUAAAAAAAUAACCUCCAGAACUUUUGCAGAAAGGGUCAGUACCAUUGUCAAGUCAUUUGGUUUGAGUUCAGCUGGAUGAAUGGCUGCUGCUGGUGUUCUAGAAUUCAACCUUCUUGAAUCCUCACCUUCAUAUUUGUUACCUUUGCUCAUCGAUCCUAGCCUCAAGAGAACAUUUGAACAGAGCUUGAAACGCAUGCCUCCCCUUUCAAAGAAUACUCUGAUCUUUAAGAUGUGUCAGUGCUAAAAUAAAUGAUUGUAAUAUUCAUGUUUUCUUUCUUAUCGGAGAUGGUUUCUUUCAGCAAAACAUUUUGCUACAUUACAUGGUUCUUUUAUUUCAAAGGGAAUGCAGAAUUAAGAAUUUAGGCA